AUAAGGUGUGUAGUAAGGUGGCAGUUGAUGUAGAUGAGGCCAGAGGGCGCGCAGCCGCUGUCCCGUUGCUUUUCUCAUCGCUUCUGUCUGUGAUGAUCUCUAGAAAGAUUCCGAUGAGUCCGCUUGGUCUCGCGGACCAACCGUUAACCGGUGCGCGUCGCGUGCGAGGUAAAGCGGCGACCAACAAUUGGCCGAGGUGUUUUUUUUUUUUCCUAAAGGGGCGUAUUUUCAAGCCAUCUUGACUGAAUAUUUAGCCUCAUCCUAUGUACUUUAAAUUGAUAUCUUCGGGAUUUUGCCGUUCCAGAGUUUCCCACCGCCGUCGUUCCAAAGGCUGAAGUCGCGCCAAUGAAACCGGGUCGAGUUCGUGCGCCGAAGCGGAGCGGCGGCGGAGAAGCGGAGCGCUGAAGAUGACGCUGCUAACGGCUAGCAUGUCCGCCUCGGUCGGAGUCUGUCAUUAGCUGACAUUUAGCCAGGUGCAGUUUUUUCCCUACUUGGCACCGCAGAGGACGGUUCAUCAAGCUCAGCUAGGCGGAAAACAGGAGUAAAGUCUCAUGCGGAAGCUGAAGAGGUGGGAAUGCGAGACGACUGCUAGAGGACUCAACAUGGGAAGGGGUCGAGGCAGAGGGAGAGGAAGAGGCAGGCAGUCCGGUCAACAGAGGCCUCCCUCGCCUUACAGACUUCAGCUCUCCCCGUCCAGGGAGACUCUGACGUACGCCCAGGCCCAGAAAAUCGUGGAAGUGGAUCUCGAUGGAAGACUCCAUCGGAUUAACAUCACAGAUCCUCUGCCAGUCAUCACAGAGGAUGAGAUGAUGGCUCAGGACAUUGCUGAGUGCAACAGCAACAAAGAGAACAGCGAGCAAACGCAAGGUAAAAACAAAUCAUGGAGGAAACCUACUAACAAUAAGAGCCGAAGGAGCAGUAAAAAUACAUCUCAGCAGAACCAGCGGUCUGGCUCACAGCAACAAACAGGAUCUGCUUAUUCCCUCCAGCACCCGUCUCACCAAAGCCCUCUGCCUGAGCCCACCUUCCGCGAGCUGAGUUCUGUUUCUCCCUGCGAAGCGUCUCCUCUCCCAGCAGCCUACUACCAGUACAUAGAAAAGUCAGAGGAGGAGCAGGACAAUCUGGCAGAGUAUGACAUGGACGAGGAGGACCUGGCUUGGCUGGAGAUGGUGAACCAAAAGAGGGUGUCUGAUGGCCAUGCAUCUGUGUCUCCAGACACGUUUGAACUUCUGAUCGAUCGCCUGGAGAGGGAGUCUAUUCUGGAGUCCCGCAACCAGGCUUUAUCUCAAAAUGCUGUCGAUGAGGAUGCCUUCUGCUGCGUCUGCCUGGAUGAUGAGUGUCUGAACAGUAAUGUCAUCCUGUUCUGUGACAUCUGUAACUUGGCUGUCCACCAGGAGUGCUAUGGUGUGCCCUACGUUCCUGAAGGCCAGUGGCUGUGCCGCUGUUGCCUGCAGUCCCCCUCCCGCCCUGUAGACUGUGUACUCUGUCCCAACCGAGGAGGUGCCUUCAAACAGACGAGCGACGGACGAUGGGCCCAUGUUGUCUGUGCCAUAUGGAUCCCAGAGGUGUGCUUUGCAAACACAGUGUUCUUGGAGCCUGUUGAGGGGGUGAAGAACAUCCCUCCAGCUCGUUGGAAGCUCACAUGCUACCUCUGUAAGCAGAAAGGCAGGGGAGCUUCCAUUCAGUGCCACAAAGCUAACUGUUACAGGGCUUUUCAUGUUACCUGUGCCCAGAAGGCUGGUCUGUUUAUGAAAAUAGACCCAGUUCGAGAGACGGGUGUCAAUGGCACCACCUUCUCUGUGAAGAAGACUGCUUUCUGCGAGAAUCACUCCCCUGUUGGGUCUCGACGGGAUGGGUCUGGGGAUGAGUCUGUGGAAGGUAGGCUGGUGGGGGGAAGGGGCAGCCGGGGACAGAGAUCAUAUACUCAGAGCCCUCCUUCACCAACCAACAAAAAGCCAACCAAAGGCCAGAAGAAGAAGAACACUAAAGGGUGUGGGUCAACACGCCGCUCGAAUGUUCCUGUGCUACUUGUGCCUCAGAUCCCUUCGCACAGGCUAAACAAGAUCUGCACGGGCGUUGAAGUACAGAGGAAAAAUCAGUUCAUGCAGAGACUUCACAACUACUGGUUACUGAAAAGACAGUCGCGAAAUGGCAUGCCUUUAAUACGCCGGCUUCAUUCCCAUCUACAGACUCACAAGACUACAGAGCAGAAGGAACCUGAUGAGAAGCUAAGUGCUGCAAGAGAAGAGUUACGGUACUGGCAAAAGCUAAGACAAGACCUGGAAAGAGCUCGACUUUUAGUGGAACUCAUCCGCAAGAGAGAGAGGCUUAAAAGAGAACAGAUGAAGAUCCAGCAGGCUACCCUUGAGUUGACGUUGACCCCUGCACAGGUGCUUCUACGAUCCACUUUGGACCAACUACAGGAGAAGGACACAGCUAAAAUCUUCUCUCAGCCAGUCAAUCUGUCAGAGGUCCCAGAUUACCUCGAGUUUAUAUCCGAACCCAUGGACUUCUCAACAAUGCGGAGCAAACUAGAGGGUCAUGCCUACUGCUCCAUUGGAGACCUAGAGAAGGACUUCGAGCUCAUGAUUUCUAAUUGCCUCAGUUACAACUCCAAGGACACCAUGUUCCACAAGACAGCCUUACAGCUGGGGGAAGUGGGAGGAGCCAUUCUCCGUCAUGCUCAGAGGCAGUAUCAGAGCAUCGGCCUUGACCCUAGCACUGGCAUGCAUCUGCCUGAGGCACCGAACAAACACGGUUUCAAUCAGUGCACAUGGGACGAUGUCGACUCUCUCCUGGACUCUGAAAACAGACUGCACCUAACCACAGAAGAGCAGCUCAAGGCCUUACUGGAAAAACUGGACAUGGUCACGUCCAUGCGCACCAGCGGCGGCCGCACCAAACGCAUCCGGCUGAUACGCCGGGAGAUUAACACUCUGAGACAGAAGAUGAGCCAGCAGCACAACGUUCAGCCUGUCAAUGGAAACAGCAAGAAUGACGAGGAAGAGGAGAAGGAGAAGAAGAAGAAGAAGAAGAAGAAGAAGAAGAAGGAACAAAAGGAGAAAAUUACGAAAAAUGACAAGGUGGAUGUGGAUAGUGAGCCUUUGUCUGAUGUGCCAAACUCUGGGUCAGAUGACUCUCCACCCGUGCUUGAACUCACUUGUCCAGUGUCCUCACCUCUACCAGCAGACGCUCCUCUGGAACCGCCUGUCCUGGGUAUUGUAACAGGAGGGCAGAGGUCACCCGGGCGCUCCUACAAGCGUCAGAGGUCCUCGCUCCGUGGAAGCAAAAGCCAAGGUGAAGAUGAGGCUGAAGUUGGAGAAACACCAUCUUCACAACCGGAGGCUGUUCACGAGGUCACGCCACUGGGCACGCCUCCGACUCUGCCUCUGGUUGGAGUUGGCCGUCGCACAUCUGUUUUGUUUAAGAAAGCUAAAAACGGGGCACGAAAAAACAAGUGCUCCCAGUGGCAAAAUGGGAAAACCUCUGAUGAGAAAACCAAUGGGCUGGACGACACUGCUGUCCAUCCAAAUUCCCCCAGUGUGAACAUCACCACCUUACCUCCUACUCCUAACGCCUCCCCCGAACCCUCCUCUCCUUCCUCACACCAACUGAGGUCCAGAGGUCCCAGCUCAGAGAGCGAGCAUGACAAACCUCCUGCACCCACCAAAGAAGAAGCCUUGACUAAUGGAAAGCACUCGUCUGGAAAACAAGGUGGUGGUGCUGAUGAUGAGGAAGAUGAGGAUGACCCAAACCUAACCGCUUCCCCUCCCAAACGCAGUCGAGGUAAGCCAGCUUUGGCUAAAGUUCCAAGCAAAGAAAAUGGAGACAUCUCCAGUUGUGGAAAGUCUUCGCUUCUGUCUUUAGACAGUGAGACCGAACUUUCACCGCUGGACUUAGUUUGGGCGAAAUGUCGAGGAUACCCCUCAUAUCCAGCAAUGAUUGUUGAUCCUGACAUGCCUCAGGAAGGACUUCUCCAUAACGGCAUCCCCAUCCCAGUGCCUCCAGGAGAGGUGCUCAAACUGGGUGAAUGGAGACACACAGAAGAAGGCCACAAGCUCUUCUUAGUGCUCUUCUUCGACACAAAGAGAACUUGGCAGUGGCUCCCUCGAAACAAACUACUGCCGCUGGGGAUGGAUGACACUGUAGACAAACUGCGCCUGAUGGAGGGCAAGAAACCCAGCGUUCGCAAGUCGGUUCACACAGCGUACAACCGGGCCAUACUGCAUUUGACCCACGUGAGACGAAAUCUGAACUUCACUCCCUCCAAUUUUAUAUAAAGUUUUUUUUUUUAAGAUUUUAUCAUCUUAAACGAGCUGUCUGUAGAAAUCUACAGAAGCUUCUUUGAAGUUCUUAAAAACGUUAAUGGUGAUGGUAUUUGAAGGUUCCUGCAUAAAGUUGUGCUUGGUUUUUAAAAUGGAGAAGAAGGAGGAUCCAUGUUUUCAUGAAUCAGUUUGUUAAUUAUUUUCUAUGUACAUUUUUAAAAUGUUGCUGUGCGUUCAUAUGGAGUUUGUGUAUCAGGCCAAAGCGAGUCAAGAUCUGAUCCAGAGACGUAAUGGUUUGUUUGUCAAAGGGGUUGUUUAUGGUUGGAAACAUAUUUAGAUUGUAUUUGCUCUUGAAAUGUCACCGUGUUUAAUGAAGUGUAAAAGUUUCACCUUAGCAUGCGUGUGACACCUGGACCUGGAUUUUUACACAGUUGAAACCAGAUAUUUACACUGUACAAAAAGACUCAAACCCUUUUUUCUCUCUGACAAUAAAUGAGACUUGCUUUGCUUUAGGAGCUGGAUUAUUUGACAGUACCCUUAUGGUACUUCUCCCUUUGGACGAUCCAUUUGUACCCAAGCUUCGGUUCCUUCUGUUUCGUGAAGUGCAUCAUUCCCUCCUGAUGCCAAACGUCCACACACCAUGGUGUUGCCACCACCGUACUUCUCUGUUAGAACGGUGUUCUCAGAUUUGCAAACUGUAAUUUGUUUUUUGCGGGGUUUUUUUACGAUGCUCUUUAAGUAAUGGCUUCUUCCUCUCUGAGUGGCCAUCCAGCAUAUGUUGCCACAGGAUCAGUGACUCUUACCAGCUUCAGUCAGCAUCUUCACAAGGUCUUUUGCUUUUGUUCUUGGGUUGAAACGCUCAUCUCCAGGACAUAGAACCCGUCCUGGACAUUCCCAAGCUGUUUGUCCUUGCAUACAACUGUUUCAACGGAUGAAGGUGGCACCUUCAGGCAUCUAGAAACUUUAUCCACGGAUGAACCAGAUUAGUGACGGCUCAUGAAUCGUACAAGAGGAAACCAGGAAAAGGUUGGUGUGCUUUAUUGUCAGACAGUGAGCAGGAAAAACGAUGUGUGACUUUUUAUACAGCGCAUGUAAACAUCUGGUUUCACUUGUGCAGUCCACCAAACAUUUCAAUUGAAGCCUUCUGCUGCAAUCUCUUUUCUUUUUUUAUUUUCCAAAAAUAAAAUCAGCAUCAGAUUUUCAAGUUUUUUCUUCAAGCUCCGUCUCUCUUAUAUUCUAGGUUAAGAGUCUUCAGUACCAGCCGAAAUGUUAUGUUUUGUUCCAACCAACAGUGCCAACAUCUUUGCAACUUAAAGUCCAGUUAUCACAAGGCUUUUGGUGAAACUUUGUUUGUGUUUCAUUAUUUUCCAUAUUGUGAAACUGUAACAUGAUAAUAGAUUGAGAAAGGUCGGUGGAGAUACCACUACAGGGGAGGAUUCAGAAAAACCCACUGCGAUUACCCAUCGAAGAACUUUGUUACUAAAUCUGACUGGAAAGACUUGAAAAGCACAAAUAAUCUAGUUUUUAAAACUAAAAUCUAUACGAUUGGUGUUUCCUGGAGCCAUAUAUGUGGCAAAAUCUACUGUGUCUGUUCCUGUACAGCUUAUACAUCUAUGUAUACAACCUCCGUGUGGUAAAAGUGCAUGUGUAUAGUUUUGUAAAUAUGUAAAUGUAUGUUUAUAUUCGCUUACAUGAAGUAAUUUAAGGAAUGCAAAAAUCAAAUAUAGAAUUUAAUUUAUAAUUUGUUGCCGUAGAGGGAGUUAUUUAAAAAGUGAAUUAUUGAAAAGAUUUAUGUAUGAUGCUGAGUAGAUCUUUAUAGUAGUGAUGUUGUGUACCAACAUGUCAGCAGAAAGAGGAGGCGGGGUGGCACAUGACUGUAGACAGCAGCCUACAGAUUUAAAUUUUUCUUGGUAGCACAGAUUGUUUUGAUCUUGUCAUUUAAAGUGUAACGCAAGAUCUAUUGUCCACCUGAGACAAUAUUUUCACACAGGAAUAAAUGCUGUUUGAAACAA
This is a messenger RNA of Girardinichthys multiradiatus, 6277 nucleotides long. It is a transcript of the gene brpf3a, whose product is annotated as bromodomain and PHD finger containing, 3a. Lineage: Eukaryota; Metazoa; Chordata; Actinopteri; Cyprinodontiformes; Goodeidae. Gene Ontology annotation, molecular function: protein binding. Gene Ontology annotation, biological process: regulation of transcription by RNA polymerase II. The record is from RefSeq and is a predicted model, not a curated record. The transcript has 13 exons. The coding region runs from base 552 to 4280 and encodes 1242 amino acids. Gene Ontology annotation, cellular component: MOZ/MORF histone acetyltransferase complex.